Manduca sexta (tobacco hornworm) is the source of this 3449-nucleotide messenger RNA. RefSeq lists its product as uncharacterized. The record is from RefSeq and is a predicted model, not a curated record. NCBI's taxonomy places the organism in Eukaryota, Metazoa, Arthropoda, Insecta, Lepidoptera, Sphingidae. The coding region runs from base 832 to 3066 and encodes 744 amino acids. The transcript has 14 exons.
AAUAGGUGCGGAAUAGGCAAUCGCUGUGCAGGACGUUCCUAUCUUUCCCAAGACGUCCUCCUGGAGACGGAUGUAUGUGUCUAUACUUAAUUCGUCAUCCGGAAGAUGUCAAUAUUGUGAAGUAUCCACCAUCCUACAUCCGCAGGUAGGUAAUGUUUUAUUUGCAGCCAAUCCCACGUGCUCCGGCAUUGCAAAACGCGUCUUUAUUGAGUCUAACGUCGUUAUUAUAGUUCGGUUUCACUGUCGUUUGUCGUCGACUCGUCACUCUAUUGUAAAUUGUAGUCUGUAAACCCAUAAUAAUAAACUGCAAGGUCGCGGCUGUACGUAGGUAGAGGCGUAUGGUGGGGGCCACCACAUGACGGCUGCACUUCAUAACAUUUCAGUAGACACGAGUGUCGGCCAGCCACCGCCGACAUAUAACGCAUUUUGCAGAUGUGAUGCGUUCGACCUCUGACUCACGAUAUUCGUAUCUCGUAUCUACAGACGCGGAGAUAUAGUUGAAAUCACAACGGAAUAUAAGGAUAUAUUUUAAAACUAUUUCAAAUUUCUCAAGCGAGCAUAUCUGUUUCAAUCCCAAGGUGGUGUUUGCUCAGGUGCGAGUGUGGACAUUCGAAGACUGAUCCGUACGGAGUUACGACAGAAAUCCAAAACCCCAUCGACGCUUUUUGUGCCUCUAUAAUAACUAAAUCAAACUUAUGGCCCUGAUACUUUUGGUUUGAAAAGAAAGUGUUCUUUUAAAAAUAUAUUGGGACUUCACCUAGAAUGUCUACAAUUGUGAAAUAUUAUUGUGGUGCGCACAGUUAAAAUAAUUUAACGUCCAAGUGUUCAGCUAUGAAGGCAUAUGGAGUAGUUAUUUUGGCAGUGCUUUUCUUUAUUCACAACAGUGCCAGCCAAUGCGGCGGCGGUCGUAAGUUAAGCUUCGUGCGAUGGUCAGGUGUGACGUCAGAGAGGGCUGCCCCAGUCUUCGUAUAUUCAGCGAGCGGUGAGGAAGAGUCCCUGACGGGGGCUUGCCUGGCUCGGUGUAGGGAGCUGGACGACUGCGCGGCCGUAGUUGUAGCGUACUCCAAGGGCAACUGCCUCGGGGUUGCAGACACCCCCGAACCUCAGCUAAAAGUUGACAGCGACGCAACGUUCUUCAAGAAAAUUUGUUUACAAUUGUCAGAAGAAUGUAGCUCGCGAUGGUGGGCAGUUGAAAGCACCCCGGGAUACAAUCUCCAUGCAGAAAGUUCCCACUUGAAGGUAGUGUCUAAUGCAACCAUUAAAGAUUGCUACGACGCAGUCCUCGCCCCGGAUGGAGACCGAACAUUCAGGUCAGCGCAAUGGGUAGGUCCCGAGGGCGUAUUUGAUGCUGAAUACAUCCAAGCUUCUGAUUCGAAGGUCGGAAGUUGCCUUCUCAAUGCAGAAGAUAAGUUCACUGAACCUGAGUCUUAUAGAGUGUCUAAUUAUUACACUUUCUAUAUCGAGAAUCAAUGUAGGCACGACUAUUUAAGAAAAAUCGACAGAUGUUCCUAUGAAGAAUAUUAUAAUCAAACUUUGAAACACGUGGAUUACACAUUUAAUAACUAUACGAAAGAUGAGUGCAAAAGGGCUUGCGAAAUAGAAGAUCAUUUCAUUUGCCGAGGUUUUACGUGGAUACCGGCAAAAGAUAGAGCAGCUUUACGAGGAGUAUGUGACCUGCACAGCGAGGACCUCGUCACCACCGGCUCGUGGCUUCUGCGCAGGAUAUCCGGUGCCGCGUAUUAUCGACGAGUAAUGUGCCUUAAUAUUAGUGUAGAAUGUCAGGGCACAGAGUUGUUGGUGACAUACCGUCCUCGAGGAGUGUUCCGCGGUAUUAUGUACGUGCCUGGCCGAGGAGAUCGAUGCAGCGCGACCCCUAACAACGGAGUCGUCAAACUGUCCCUACCUAUGUACGGCGAUUGCGACGUCAACUUCGCUUACGGCAUCUCUAAUGGACCUAAUGGGAUCAUUAACAGAACGAUGGCGUACGUGAUGGUGAUGAUACAGAACAACCCGAUCAUCCAGACAGCGGGCGACCGGUGGGUGCGCGUGGGGUGUUCGCCCGGCGCUCGAACUCCGACUCAUAUCAACGCAACGCUUGCUGUUAAAGAAACUGGGCGGUCAGCUUCAUCAAUGGAAGCAGACCGCGCGGCGGCGGCGGCGGGUGCCUCCGCGGUGUACGGCGCGAGCGCGGCGCCGCUCUCCAUGUACGUGGUGCGCGCUGGCGACGGCCGCGGCGCCGGCGCCGUGUCGCUCGGGGAACCACUCUACCUCAGGGUAGAGACCACUGACGAGGCGGAGAUAGAGGCGUAUCAUUUAGUGGCCUCUUCACGUCUCGGCGACAGUUCGGUGCUACUGCUCGACAGCAAGGGAUGCCCAACUGGUCAGGUUGAUUUCCCACAAUUUACCAGAUCUUAUUUGGGUGGAACGCAGCGCCUGUCUGCGCUAUUCAAAGCGUUCCGCUUCCCAACUUCACAUGUAGUGCGCUUCGCUUUGAUGAUUCGAUUUUGCGAGAACAAGUGUAAACAGGUAAAUUGCGGCAACAGAAAUCGCGACAGAGUAGCGCGAGAGACUAACGACACGUCGUACUUCUUGGACAACAACAUCGACAGUAUACCGGCUGCCGUCACCCCGGAUGCAUCUUUCGACCGCGCUCAGAACAGUGGCGUUGUGGCGCAGGGCGGGGCCAGAGGCUGCGCUGUAGCCACAGACGAGGCAGUAGCACUAGAAUUGGAGAUGGUAGUAGAUUCUAAGGACAUUAUGUCAGCGGACACACUGGUGCGGGCAGACCAUCGAGCUACCACACCUCUAGAAGAUUCAAAGACUGGAGACAGCAGCAUGGUGUGCGUUCAUGAAUUGCUGCUAGUAGCUCUGGCAUUAACCUGGCUUGCUGUGCAAGUCCUGUUACUGCUCGGCUGUUGUGUGCUUGUCAAAAGGUAUCGGAACUUAGCAGAACUUAGUAUGCAGAAGGACUACCAUUCGUUCGACAACGUAGGUUUCGAUACCGUCUCUACUCAUCGCCGAGUGCACUGGCCCGAUCAAAGCAUCGAUAUAUUGCACGCAAAUUAAUUGAAACGCAAACUUUUCUAUCUAAAAAUGUUGCUACGAAUGUUCACGCAUGUUUUCAUUUCACUGCUAAUUUUGCAGUGAUAAAAAAAAAGAUCGUAGAAUUAAUUUGUGUAAGAACAACUUAUUUUUUAUAUGUAGCUGUGAAUCGAGCCAACAUUGUGGACGAUGUUGUAAUGUGUGACGAUGUUGAUGUAUAAUUCAAAACGAAAUAAAUAAACGUAAAUAGACAUAAUAACAAUUAUUACAAAAUAUAUCUACUUAAUUUAUACAAGAUGUACUUAUCGUUAAAAAAGUAAAUUAUAGCGUAUACAUUUAUAAAGUUAAUAUAAAUAUUUCAGUUUACCUCGUGAAUGGAGUAUGAAUUAAAAAAACAACAUAGAAAA